AUGGUGGGAGACAUCCCAGAUUUGGAGAGCCAGCGAGAAAAUCUAGAGCAGCCGUUCCUGAGUGUGUUCAAGAAGGGGCGGCGGAGGGUGCCUGUGAGGAAUCUGGGCAAGGUCAUACACUAUGCCAAGGUCCAGCUGCGAUUCCAGCACAGCCAGGACAUCAGCGACUGCUUCCUGGAGCUGUUCCCCUCUUACCUGUACUUCCAGGCCCAUGGUUCCAAAGGACUCACCUUCCAGGGGCUGUUACCACUGAUGGAGCUGAGUGUCUGCCCGCUCGAGGGAUCCAGAGAGCAUGCCUUCCAGAUCACAGGCCCGCUGCCUGCUCCCCUUCUCGUGCUCUGCUCCAGCCAGGCUGAGCUGGGCCGCUGGCUGUACCACCUGGAAAAGCAGAUGGCCCUCGUGGGAGGGCUGCAGCACUGCCGCUCAUCGCCCCCGCGGGGCCUCCCUGAGGACGAGCUGCCCUGGACUCUGCAGCGCAGACUGACCCGGCUGCGGACAGCAUCGGGGCGUCAGAUGGUGGGUAGUGCCAUCUGUGCCUCGAGGGUCAAGCUUCAGCAUCUGCCUUCACAGGAACAGUGGGACCGGCUCUUGGUCCUGUACCCGACAGGGGAGCUCCCACUCAGCGCCAUCCACAUCAACCUGGAGGAGAAGGAGAAGCGGAUCCGCUCUUUCCUCAUCGAAGGCCGUCUCAUCAACACCAUUCGCGUGCUGUGUGCCAGCUACGAGGACUACAGCCACUGGCUGCUCUGCCUGCAGACGGUCUCCCACGGGGACGGAGCUCCCCCACCGCCCGGCCCUGAGAGCUUCCCAGGGCUGCGGGUGUCCACACAGGUCCUGGGUGGUGGCCGAGGCUCACUCUCCUCAGAUGGACGAACCAGCUGGGGCUCAGGGUGCCCAGCACCCCCGUCCACGCACACCAGCCACUCUCUCCCUGAAUCCUCAGUGCCGUCCACCACAGGCUGCCCCGCCCAGCCUGUGCCUGACCAGGCCAACCCUGGCGGCACCGGCACCAGCAGGCAGAGGGCAGAGCCGAGACGGAGCAGCAGCAGUCGGUCACCCAGGAACAAGGCCCGGGCUGAGGGGCCCGGCCUGGCCACCUCGUUGUUUUUGGACCUGACCAAGCUGAGCAAGCACAGCCCGGAGGGCAACCCCGACGCCCGAGACCAGCCUCCAGAGGCCCCACGGUCCCCGCUCUAUGCUGAUCCCUACACACCACCUGCUACCUCCUACCGCAAGAUCACAGAUGUCCAGGGCCUGGAUGAGUUCCUCGGCGCGAUGCAGAGCUCACUUGGACCUGAGUCCUCGAGCGCAUUCCCCUUGGUCCCUGUGUCUGUGCCUGUCUCUGACCCCAGCUCUGGGCUCUCCGGUCCCCACUUGCUCUCCAAGAAGGGAGCCCUGCAGCCGCGAGCCUCUCAGCGGCACCGAGGCUCUGUCCAGGGCCAGGGUCCACCACCCCCAGACUCCCCUCAGCAUGUCUCCCCUGUGAGAGAAGUCUCACCCGACCCCCUGCUGCCUCCCUCAGGUGGCCAUCCCCUCAGGAGCUAUGACAACAUCUGGGACAAAGCUUCAUCUCCUUCCCACAAGCGCUGGCCCCGCGGAGCACCUGAGGCUGGUGGGGGGCUCAUCCAGUGGAUCUGA
Messenger RNA from Puma concolor (puma), 1638 nucleotides. The record is from RefSeq and is a predicted model, not a curated record. Lineage: Eukaryota; Metazoa; Chordata; Mammalia; Carnivora; Felidae.